UUGAUGCCACAUCGACGUAACAACCGGAUAAAAUCCCACCAACUUCACAAAGAGCGGCAUACGAUGGCCUUGUCUUUGAACUGUACUUCUUAUUAGUGACACCAAAUUUAACCUACACAUUCCUAAAUGAAUUUAGUAAGCCGGUGUUUCUCAAGAAUGACUGUUUACGAAAUGAAUGAAAGAGCAAAUAAAGAAAUUGCUGAACCAUAUAUAAAGAGUGAAGAAGGAUACUGGCAUAGUCUGAGAAAAUAUUUAAGAGAAUAUGCGGAAGUAACAGGUCUCCAGGGAUUCCGGUACGUUGCUGAAAAACGUUCAACAGCUGAAAAGAUUAUUUGGAGUUUGGCUUUGAUAUUUUCAUUAGGUGGUUGUAUGUAUAUGAUUUCCGAAAUUCUGAAUAAGUAUGAGAAUAGUCCAGUGGUUGUCAGUUUUGCGACCGAAGAUACACCGCUGUAUAAAAUUCCGUUCCCUGCUGUUACCAUUUGUCCAGAAGCAAAAUAUGACACAAGGGUGUUCAAUUAUAGCGAUAUCUUUUAUCGGGUAAAGGAUGGCAAAUCAGUGAGCAAAACAAAUUUAACGAUGUUUCAACGUCUAAGUGUUCUCUGCGAAGUCAAAUAUCCUACCGAAUUUGAAAAUAAUACACUGGAUAACGAAGUCUUUGAAACCAUAGACAAAACUAAAAUUGAACCAAGGGAUAUGUUUAUGCUCUGUAGUUAUAUCAAUGAAACUAAUGGGCUGGGUUGUGAGUCAUUAUUUAAGCCUGUUUUUAUAGAUGGAGGAUUAUGUUAUUCGUUUAAUAAUUUAGGCCGAGAUGACAUAUUUAACGAUCACGUGUAUAAUUACGCAAAAUACUAUGAAGUUCCUCACAAAAUGGCAGAUUAUUUCAAUGUGGAAACCGGAUACAAAGAAAAUAUCGGUAUUGACGCGUAUCCUAGAAGAACGCUAAAGCCUGGUCCAAAAAAUGGAAUGACAAUAUUGUUAAAGUUUGACGAUAAAUGGCAUGAUCCUACAUGUAAUAUUUUUUUCAAGGGAUUUAGAGUUUUAAUUCAUAGCCCUUGGGAAGUGCCUCUCUUUGGACAAUAUUACAUUAGCGUUCCCACUAAUAAAUAUUUGUCCGCUGUUGUGGAAGGUGAAUAUGUCCGAUCUUCUGAAAAUCUCAGCAAAAUUAAGGCCAAGAAAAGAAGGUGCUACAUGCGAGAUGAAUACUCUCUAAAAUAUUUUAAAAUUUAUACUCAAUCUAACUGUUUCCUUGAAUGUCGCACUAAUUAUACCUUGAAACAAUGUGGCUGUGUUCAAUAUUUCAUGCCCCGCGAGAAUACAACUGCGAUUUGUGGUAGACCUCUUCACGAAUGUACACAACAAGCUGAAAGUGCCUUCAUAAAAGAACAACUGGAAGCUAACUUAAAAGGAUAUGACUUUUGUGAUUGUCUACCUGCCUGUUCAAAUUUGAAAUUUCGGGUAGAAACUUCGCAAGACACUUUCCAUGUGAAAGAAUUUUGGAAUGCAAUAGGAGGCGCCGAUAGAUAUUUAGAAGGCUGGUCCUGGUCAUUGAUGCAUAUUUAUUUCAAAGACGAACAGAUUAGAACACUGGAAAGAAAUGAACUGUAUGGUACCUCUGAUUUAAUUUCCAACUUAGGAGGCCUUUUAGGAUUAUUUACGGGAUUUUCAUUGCUUUCGAUUAUUGAAAUUCUUUACUUUUGUUCUUUACGUAUUUUCUGCAAUAAAAAAAUCUAUGGAAGUUGGUCAGGUCCUUAAACUAAAGGACGAGAUAACACUUCUAGAAAAGUCUGAAGCAAUUUUAUUAGGAGAAGGUCAAUGCACUUUUCUUUCACUGGAACG
Molecule: messenger RNA, 1836 nt
Organism: Zophobas morio
Lineage: Eukaryota; Metazoa; Arthropoda; Insecta; Coleoptera; Tenebrionidae
Product: pickpocket protein 28-like
Exons: 9
Coding region: 127-1752 (541 amino acids)
Biological process (GO): sodium ion transmembrane transport
Cellular component (GO): plasma membrane
Molecular function (GO): ligand-gated sodium channel activity
Source: RefSeq, a predicted model, not a curated record